Molecule: messenger RNA, 1649 nt
Organism: Chenopodium quinoa (quinoa)
Lineage: Eukaryota; Viridiplantae; Streptophyta; Magnoliopsida; Caryophyllales; Amaranthaceae
Product: polygalacturonase-like
Exons: 4
Coding region: 216-1475 (419 amino acids)
Biological process (GO): carbohydrate metabolic process
Molecular function (GO): polygalacturonase activity
Source: RefSeq, a predicted model, not a curated record
UAUAUAUAUACAAGGUGCCUCCAAUAUCUUCGAAUACCUCAAAACAAACAUUUUUCUAGCUCAUUUCCCUAGAAGACAAACCAUAUCUUCUUGUCUCGUAAUACCAUACAUACCUUAUCAUAUCGACAGGUCAAGUAGAUCUCGAAAAAUUGUGUUCAAGACCCUAAAAUCUAACAGGGUUUCUAGUCGGAUUAAAUUUUGUUCUAGCCAGUUAAAUGGCCAAGUCGUUCAACAAAUACAUAUUAACCAUAUGUUAUUUAUGUACGUUUUUUCUUAGCCUAACAUCAUCAAUAUCAGCUGCUACAAAGGCCUACAAUGUGCUAGAACUUGGUGCUAAACCAACUGGUUUAACUGACACGAGCACGGCCUUCCUUAGUGCAUGGGAGGCCGCUUGUAAAACGAAUGGUUCGGCUUCGAUUACUGUCCCUAAGGGGAGGUACUUGCUUCAUCCCAUAGAAUUUCGAGGUAGUGAUUGCAACAACAAUGAUAUAACCUUCUACAUCGAUGGAACCAUAGUGGCGCCUCUUGACUAUCAUGUGCUCGGUCGUGUGGAUCGAUGGGUGUGGUUCGAUAGGGUUAGUGGUGUUACAAUUGCUGGUCAUGGUUUCUUUGAUGCCAAAGGUACGUCCUUGUGGAAUUGCAAGAAGGGCAAAAAUGGUGAUAAGUGUCCGCGAGGUUCAACGACUUUAACCUUUACCAGCUCCAACAACAUAGUGAUCAAAGGAAUUACUUCACUAAAUAGCCAAUUGUACCAUAUUGUUAUCAAUGUGUGUAAGGAUGUUUUAAUUGAAGCUGUCAAGAUUAGAGCAGCCGGAAAUAGCCCUAACACCGAUGGCAUCCACGUCCAAGAAUCUUCCGGUGUUAACAUCAUGAACACCAAGGUUAAAACAGGAGAUGAUUGUGUCUCCAUCGGACCUGGAGCUAAAAAUUUGUGGAUUGAACGAAUCUCGUGUGGCCCUAGUCAUGGUAUUAGCAUUGGAAGCCUAGCAAAAAGUAUGGACGAAGAAGGAGUACAAAAUGUAACAGUGAAGACGGCGGUAAUCUCUUACUCCACAACUGGGGUGAGAAUUAAGUCAUGGGGAAGGCCUAGCAAUGGCUUUGUUCAAGGGGUCAUUUUUCAAGAUGUUCUCAUGCGAUAUGUUUGGAAUCCUAUUAUCAUCGAACAAAAUUAUUGUCCUCACAAUAAAAAUUGUCCCGGUCAGGAAUCAGGUGUACAAAUAAGUGAUGUGAAGUAUGAAAAUAUACGAGGAACUUCGUUAAGUGAAGUAGCAGUAAAAUUUGAUUGUAGUGGUACCAAUCCAUGCACUGGAAUUCAACUCCAAAAUAUCAAUCUCCAAUACUACGAUGCAAAUAAAACUCAAUCAUAUUGCAAAAAUGCAGUUGGAGAGAUCUCAGGCUUGGUUCAACCCCAAAGUUGUUUAAACUUAGAUAAAGAAUUCCACGUCACUCGCGUAUCUGACACUGUGUUUGGAUAGAGAAAAGAAAGGAUGCAUCAUCCUUUGUUUGAAUACCUAAUGUAAGGAGAGAAGGGAAGGGAAUUGAAAAGAUCCAUUUUCCUUCCCUUUUUAAUAAACCAAAUCCUUCCAUUGUUGGAGAGAUUUGGAGGGAAAAUGGAAGGUCACCUCCUCCCUCCCCUCACCUCCCUUUCC